CUUCGCUCCGCCCCCCUCCCGCCCCGCCAAUCACGGCGCGAAGCCGCCGCCGCCAUUUUAGUUGCGGGCAGCGCCCUGAGCAGGUGCGAGGAGCGGAGGUUUCAGGUCUCAGCCAGAUGGGCCACGGGCCUGGCUCUGUUGCGGAUACGCACGUGCCGAAAGGAGAACCCAAGCAAGGACGUAGAGAUAAAUGCCAUCUACUUCAGUACUGACGUAAAGGUCUGCAGAUUCCCAGGAUCCACAUCCAGAGAACUCCUAGCAGUAAAUGUGUACCAGGCUGCCUUCUCCGGAAUGAUUGCUUCCUGCACAGGCUGGUGACAGGCAAGCAGAAGGGCUGGGAUGCAGAUGAAAGGAGAAAGUCUUCAACCCCACAGUGGUCCAGACAUCACGUGAAGAGACACUGGAGCUGCAGAGAAGGGGAUUCACACCCUGCUGCUCCAAGGACAAACCUUCACACGCCAUGGCCCACACUGCAUCCCUCGAGCGUAAAAGCUCCAUGACAGAAACAACAACUCAGGGCACAGAGGCUGCUGGAGGUGAAUUUUGGCUGCUGCUGGUACAGGGUGCUGUCGGUCUGUCCCCUGCCAGCAUCCUGCUGCUACCCACCAGCUUCCCUGAAUCCAUCGUCUCUUUGAGCCGCUUGCCCAGCUCGGAGCCUGAGGCCACCAUGGCCCGCAGCAUGUCCCCCGUAGCCAGGUGGCAGACGCAGUACGUCUCAGCCAGCUUCGGAGCCUGCAGGAAAGGACAGACAGAAGGAUCCCCGUGCACGCGAUGCACGCGCAGCCACAAGCAUCCUCAGAGCAGGGCCGGGCUGCAAGCAGGCUCGCAGCUCUGCGCCGGCCGGCUGGGGAUGAGCUACCAGCACACCGAGGACACGUGUGUUGCACGCUUAGAAGCCAUACCCUACUGGAGCAGGCUUUACAGUAGUGUUGUCACAGCUUGACCAUGAACGGAUACUUGAGUGAAUCCAAUUUCAUGAUGGUGGACGAGGGCUUCACCAGCAGGGACCUCCUGGAGAGCACCCUCGUGGAGCUGUGCCAGGCAAGCGACCGGCAAGCCUUCUUCGUGGCAGACCUCGGGGACAUUGUGAAGAAACACCUGCGUUUCCUGAAGGCCUUACCCCGGGUGAAACCCUACUUCCCUGUGAAGUGCAACAGCAGCGGAGGGGUGAUACGGCUGCUGGCUGAGCUGGGGGCCGGCUUUGCCUGUGCCAACAAGGCAGAGAUUGCAGAGGUUCAAAGCAUUGGGGUCCCAGCUGACAAGAUCUUCUACAGCAGCCCUUGCAAGCAGGUUGCCCACAUCAAAUAUGCAGCCAGCCACGGUGUGCAGCUGAUGACCUUUGACAAUGAGGUGGAGCUGGGCAAGGUGGCCCGGAGUCACCCGCAAGCCAGGAUGCUUUUGGGUAUUGCUGCUGACUCCAGCCCCUCUGCCCAUCCAAGCAUGAUGUUUGGGGCCACGCUGGAGUCCUGCCGACGCCUGCUGGAGUCAGCAAAGGAGCGGGCUGUGGAGGUUGUUGGCAUCAGCUUUCACCUUGGGAGCCGCAGCCUGGAGCCCCAGGUUUUUGCCCAGGCUGUCGCAGAGGCGCAGCUGGCUUUUGACAUGGGCGCAGAGCUGGGCUAUCGAAUGCAUGUCCUGGACAUCGGAGGGGGAUUUCCUGGCACCGAGGACACCAGAGCCCAGUUUGAGGAGACUGCUGCUGUGAUAAACUCUGCAUUGGACAUGUAUUUCCCAGAAGGCUGUGGGGUGGAGAUUAUUGCAACACCAGGGCGAUACUAUGUCACCUCAGCCUUCACCUUUGCAGCCAGCAUCACCGCCAAGGAAGAGGUUUCCACGGAGCAGCCAAGCUCUGAUGGGGAAGAGUCUGGAAGCAAGAGGAGCCCUGUCUAUCACCUCAGCGAUGGCAUCUACGGCACCUUCAGCUGUGUCCUGUUUGACAGUCCCUGCCCCAAGCCUCUGCUGCACAAGGUGAAGACCUGGCCUGGCUUGGGGAGAGCCCUGCAGAGUAGUGUGAAGCCCUGCCCAGAGCACUCCUUGUGCAGCAGCAGCCUCAGGGGUCCCCUGGAGCAUGCAGAGGACCAGAUUAUCGAUGACGUGGAGCUGCCCAAGCUGCAGGAUGGGGACUGGCUGAUUUUCCAGGACAUGGGUGCCUACACCAUCGCGACUUCGUCCCUGUGCGGUGGGUGUCCCCGGCCACACAUCACCUAUGCCAUGUCCCGCCUGGCCUGGAAGGCCCUCCAGCUCCUCCAGGGGAAGCCGCCACCGGCAGAGGAUGACCAUGAGAGCGCCUGCACACCGUUAUCAUGUGGCUGGGAGAUGGUGGAGUCCCUCUGUGUCCCCCCAGUCUUCACCCCAGCCGGCAUCAUCUGAGCAGGGAAGGCCCACGCCAGCACCCUGCACCCACAGGGCUGCAGGCAGAGCUCAGCACAGCACAGUCCUGCUCCUCCUGCUUGUGCAGCGCUGCAUGUGCUCAGUGGGUUUGGGUGCUUUUAUAGGAGUUAUGGUAAUAAAUGGGUGUUGAGCCUG
This is a messenger RNA of Numida meleagris (helmeted guineafowl), 2523 nucleotides long. It is a transcript of the gene AZIN2, whose product is annotated as antizyme inhibitor 2. Lineage: Eukaryota; Metazoa; Chordata; Aves; Galliformes; Numididae. The transcript has 15 exons. The record is from RefSeq and is a predicted model, not a curated record. Gene Ontology annotation, molecular function: catalytic activity. Gene Ontology annotation, cellular component: cytoplasm. Bases 946 to 2367 code for a protein of 473 amino acids.